GAAGAAGAAUCCUUCAAAAAAACGUUCAAAAACAAAAACAAAAGAUUACCGCGAGACCGACAUCGAAAUUCACAAAAUAUGAAGCAGUUUUGUUUCUAAUACAAUAAUAAUUAUAAAUAAAAGUUGGUUAUAAUAACAAAAAUGAUUAUCGCUCUGCAAGCUUUGUAUCUGUUUCAAAAAUCUUUGAUAGCAGUGUUUGAACAAAUACUCGAGCCGUAUUUGAAGAAAAUUUUCUUUUACAAAUCAACAGAUGUUUAUUUGGAAGAAGAUAGUGAUGAUGAUGUAUACUCAGAAUACGAUGAGAACAAAGGAGUAGUAUUUUUUCCUCCCGUUUACGUGCAAAGAUAUGCAGCAGUGAGCGAUUGUUUGUUGGAUACAAGAUGGAGGGGUCAAUUGGAAAAGGUCAUAGAUUUUGGGUGUAAUGACAUGAGCUUCAUCAAAUAUCUAAAGAAUAUACCAGGUAUCACAGAGAUCUUAGGCGUUGACUUGGAACCAUUGCCCAUAACACUGGACCUCAAACAUGACAGGUACACCCAGAAGAGAGAAAACCCAUUGAAAAUAACAGUGUACCAAGGUAAUGCUGCUGAUCCAGAUCAUAGACUGCUAGGUAGCGAUGCGGUGGUCUCUAUAGAGAUGAUAGAGCACAUGCUUCCUCAUGACCUAGAGAGAUUUGUUCACAACAUAUUUGGUUUCAUCAAACCCUGGGUCGUUGUCAUCACAACUCCGAACGGGGAUUUCAAUGAGUUGUUCAAAGCUCUGGAGUCAAAUGGACUCAGAAGAUUAGAUCACUUUUUUGAAUGGAGCAGAGAACAGUUUCAUGAUUGGUGUAGCAACAUAGUGACUAGGUAUCCGGAAUAUUCUGUCAGCUGUAAAGGCAUAGGGCCAGGCCCACCGGGCACCUCACUCCUCGGCUGCUGCAGUCAGCUAGCUUUGUUUGUCGCAUCAAACUAUCAGAAGCAGACUGAACUAAGUCCAAAUAGCCUGGCUAUUGUUGAACGUGAAUCUAAUUCUGCCAUGAGUGAUUCUAUGGAUAGCUGGGACAUGACAGAAUCAAUAGAGACCAGUGUUCAAUCUUUAACGACUUACUGUGAGUGUGUGUCCUUUGUAAGUUCCACUCCGUCCUCACCUAUCCAACAUAAGAAUUUGCAAUGUGACGUUAAGGAGGAGUUUGAAAGAAACUACCUUAUGUUUGAAGAAGAUACAUUCUGUAUUCGCUUGGCCAGAGAAUGGUUUAUAAGUGUCUAUCAUAUCGAAAAUGUGUCGAACAGGUUAAAUUGUAUGAAUAACCAGGUUAAAAGAUUUUCAAAGACUACACACAAGUUGAUGGCCAAAAAUAAACCGGACACGUUGGCCAAUGCUAGGGAUCUUCUUGGAGAAAUUCGACACCUAUCCAAAAUGGCUACCCUGGAUACAGAAGAAACUAUUUGGAAGAAUAUUAACUGGGGAGAAGAUGCCCCAUACUGGAAUAAAUAUUACAAAAUUAUAAAGGAGUAUUCAUACCCAUUUGCGGCUAGAUCGGAAGAAACUAGAAUACUAGAAGCGAUAUCUGAAGAAAUAACCCGGUUAACCUACACGAGCGGCGAGGAUAGUUUCCUACAGGACGAUAAGAUUGAGAUACCUAUCGGGUACAUAAUGGGUCUCGUCUCUCAUAUUACCGAUGAUGAGUAUCAAGUUAGGGAACUUCUAGAAUGGAAUGGGUACGAAGUGGUCGAUGAUACUGUGGUGUACACAAAACUGGUAGAAAACGAACCGUUAGACUUACAGAAGGAUUGGAUAGAUGUCGCCUCGACCGAUUGGUCUUCCACCGAUUCUCAAUCAUUGGAAAUGUUACAAAAUCUCCCGGAACCCGAUUUGUUUGAGUAUGACUUGCUUACGUCUCUCGAUCAGAAGAUUCUAAGUCUUCAAAGGCUGAGUAAGCGUAAAGACAUAUCGUUUGAGCUCGAGCGACUGGUCUGCCGAGUGGUCGACUUGGUACAAGACGCCAGGAAUGGUGGGUUGCCACCGCUACCGAUGUUGCUUCACAAGUUGUACGAUUUGCUUCGUGUUACUGAGAAGGCUAUGAUGGAACAACGAAGGAAUUUCAUUGGUGAUUGCAAGAGAGCGAUAAAAUUCAACGAGAGAUAUAAGGAAGAUCUAAAUAUCAUAAUUUCUAUUGGAAUUGAGAAAACAUUUAAGGCAGAAACUAUUGUGGAAAGAUAUGAAAGCAUUGUGCUGGAUUCAUGUAGCGAUCAAAGUAUAGAAAAUCUGGAAUACGACUUUAUAGAUGAAUUUUCAAAUCGCGAGAUAACUCUUAAAAAUAUGCGUUUUGAUGAUACAGAUGCAGAUAAUAAAAUAAUUCUUCAAAGUUAUGAUAGCUUGAUUGAAGAAUAUGAGUUGAAGGAUGUUUAUUUUAAACAAACUGACAAAGCAGAUACUACUACGUGUAUAAGCACUCAGCAUAUUCUGUCAAAAAGUGACGAAAUUGCUAAAUGGAGAUGUAAUCAAAGUACCGAGUGUUUACAAAGGAAUAAUAAUGAUGAAGUCAUAGUUAUAAAAGCUAAGUCUAUGCGAAAAAGACAAAGUAAAUUCCGAGAACACAAGAAAAAGUUGAAACGCAAGGGAUAUGGAAAGAUUAAAAGACUUACAUCAUUCGCGCCUGGAUAUAUAAGUUACUUUAAGAAUGAAAGUAUUCGGAAUCAACAAAAAGUAAAAAUGCACAAAGAAGAAAAUUGUUAUGCUUCUAUGUGUAAGUCUAUUAGACCGAUACCGAUUAGCCUUAUGAACAUAUUUAAUUUGAGUCAAAAUGAGAUUGAAGUGAAUCAAGAAGGUUCCAUUGGUGACAUGGAUUUUUAUGAACAAGCGAGUUUUAUAACUAUUAAACAUAAAGAAGUUACUAACAUAAAAAGUACCGAUGCUGAACCAAAUGUCGACAAAUCUAAAAAUAAAAGUUUAGAGUUAACAGUAACUAAAAGUGUAUCUUGUCAUGAAGAAGCCUAUGUUAAAGAAAAGGUUGAAGUUCCGUCUGUCUUUUUCACGCAUGAUAUAGACGAACCAAGUACUUCGGAUGGUAUUCGGCACAUCAGUGCAGAUAUCCAGUGUGGGCCAGAUGAUGUGAUGGAUUUAUCAGAUGCUCGAUCAGCGUUAAACAUAACACCUAAGAUACAACAUACAGAACUCAAGAUCAAGGCAUCUAUUACUGAUUUCCAAAAUAUUAUAGGAACUAAUACAAGCAAAGAUACAUUCAAUGCUUGCGAAUCUUUAAGAAAAGAAUACGUUCUUGGACAUCAAAAUGACCAAGAAAUUAUAAAUCAUAAGCAACAACAAAAAUCUGAAUCCAUAGUCAUGUUUAAGAAGCAAAGUUUGGAAAAUAAUGGUACAACCACAAAGCUUUAUGCCAAUAAAGUUAGUAGUAAAAGGUCUUCUUUAAGCUAUGGUGGAAUUUACGUACACUGCUACAAAAAUAGAAAUUCCGAAGAUAUUGUCUAUCAAGGAAAAUGGCAGGAAGGAAUUUCAAAUAAUGUGGUCAAGAAAGCGCCCAUUGUUCAAUAUAGAAGAAGAAGGGAAAUUAUCGUAAAGAAAAAUAUUGUCGUUACUCAAAAUACGUUAAAUAAAUCUAAUCCGGCACUUAAUGUUAGAAGAGAAUCUAAAAGAAAAAUAUCUUACCGAAAAUCAGCACUUAUCAACGUUGCACAGAGAAAACCUGGAAAACAUAAUUGUCUAGAUAUCAGUGACAUUAAGAAAAAAAUUAGACAUGUCCGAUUAGUUAAACCAAGUAUAGGUAUGAAACCUUUGGAAACUUCUUCGCCCAUUACAAAAUUUCUCGAUACAAGCCAAAUUUUUGACAUAAAAAAUUAUAUUCCUGCAUAUUUAAAGAGGCGAAUCAACAAAUGUUCAAGUGAUAAAAAGUUAAAUCUUAAUUUAAAUAUUGUACUAAACACGUAUAAUGAAAGGAAACAAUUACACGAGUUACCGUUAAAAAGUUCUGGGAAAUCCCAAGCGGCUAAACGGAAUAGAUUUCCUACCUACCUCCGAAAAUUUCCUAUAUAUCAAGUUUAUAGAAACGAAAUCGAUAAAGACAAGUUGGAUGUUAAAGGAGUUGAAGAAGAAAAACUUAAGAAAUGUAUACCUGGAAGCAGUACAUACGUUCCUUGUUCGUCUUGUAGUAACAAUAACGUAUCGUUCUGUAUUAAAAAUAAAUGCACUGUCGAUUAUUCAUCCAAAAAAAGUUCGGAGAGCUAUAAACCUGGAAAUUACACAAAUAGGAUCAAACGAGUUCGGAAAUUAAACAGCAUCAAAAGCUUGGAAACGACCAAGGCCGAAAAUGUUAAAUCUCGCAGUAUGGAAACUGAAGCACCUCUUGGCGUAGACUUUGAUGUUGAGGCAACAGAAAUAUCAAAUGAUUUUAAUUUCUCCAAUACGAGACUUAUCAAAUUUAAAGAAGCUGAAAACGCUUGUAAGAGAUAUAAUAACCAAACAAUCGAAAUUGAUUCUGCCUUUGAUAAAACCGAAAGAAGUGAUGACGUACAAGAAGAUGCAGGUGAUUAUAUUGAAGAACAAGUAAGAUAUCUAAUUGAUAAAACGCUCAGUCACAUAACAAGGUGCUCAACUAUUGACAACAAAGAUGGGGCUUGCAAUAUAUAUCAAUUUCCAGACGAUAAAGAGUCUAUCAACUCUGAUUAUACUUCAACUUUGACUUUACCCACCGCAUCGAGUGCAAAAAAAGAGAUAUUUAUAGUCCAAAAUGAAAAUUCGUCGAAAGUGUCCAUAGAAUACUCGAAUAUAGAUUCUGGGGUUCAGGAUGUGGAGUUUUUGUCACCUAUUUCCGUCGCGUCUGCGACUACUUCAAAGUUUUCCGAAUAUUUGUCAGCUGACAAUGAAUUCGAAGAAUUAUCUUCGUUGAAUAGUAAUUCCAUUCUUUCAUUGCCGCAAUCCCCUGAUCUCAAGGAAAAUAUUAUAUCAAAAAUUGAAAACCCUUUGGUGCCAGUCGAUAUACUGAAGGCUGCUGAUGAAGAUAACCUCAUGGAUGUGAACAAUAUUUCAGAUACAAGAGUAGAGUUUGAGCGUGAUCCAGAAGUAUCCCAACGAUCAUCAGAAGACACCUACAUGUCCUGCUCUACGGAGGACGAUGUUCAUAUUUCGUACUGGUUGUUUGAGAGUGACUCCGAACUGGACCGUACAGUGACGUCACUUCCGGAAGAUGAUAUGAACGAGACGGAAGAUUCGGAGCAUGAGACAGAAGAUGAGACAGAAGACCAUAUAGCAGGGGGAAUCGGCGCCGGCGACGGGCGCGGUAUACACAGUGACGUGUCACAGGACACUUCGGGAAGAGGCACUUCGCUCAGCGGGACGACCUCCUUGGAGAGUGAGGAGCCACUAAGCAAUCGGUCAAGCGGGCAAUCUGAAUAUAACUUGGAGGCGCACCGCAAUCCGGAAAAUAGUGAACCUGCUAACGAGCAAGCUGUUACUUCUAAUGAUACACCCACCUCGCCCACACUACCAAUAAGUACGGAUGCAGAUGCGAGCUCGCUGGACAACGAGUAUGAAAUGGACUCGGAAACCUCCUACGGCAUUAUUUAA
Molecule: messenger RNA, 5556 nt
Organism: Aricia agestis (brown argus)
Lineage: Eukaryota; Metazoa; Arthropoda; Insecta; Lepidoptera; Lycaenidae
Gene: Hen1
Exons: 22
Coding region: 142-5556 (1804 amino acids)
Biological process (GO): siRNA processing; RNA methylation; piRNA processing
Cellular component (GO): cytoplasm; nucleus
Molecular function (GO): O-methyltransferase activity; RNA methyltransferase activity
Source: RefSeq, a predicted model, not a curated record